UUCGUACACCUAUUCACCUAAGUUCUCUUCAACUAAUGAAGUUUUGAUUUAGUGGUUAAAAUUGAUGGUUUGUGUACAAUGUUCGUAGGUCAUAGGUUUAAAUCCCCCCAUUCAAUACACAUAUGGCAUACGGUACCAUUUAACUAGUGUCAUAUUUACUCCAUUUUUUACUAGAAGUAUGGUCUCGUCGGCAUAAUAGUGGUGUGAAAUCUUAUCGGCAAUGGAAUCGCAAAGUCUUAUAUGAGAACAACUCUAGCAAGUUAGCAGCAGGGCAGCAAUACUCACACCGUGAGGCAUCAACCCACGCCAUGGCAGCUCGCUCUCUCCUCCUCCAUCUCAGACGAAAAAUCAUCACCAUUACUAAUAGCAGUAACACCAAAAUCAAUGUGAAAUUUCUGAGUUCCACUUCAACUUCCGACGCUUUAAUAACCGAAACCCUAGAAUUUGAAGAUUCUUCUCCCCAAAUUUCCGACGAUUUGAAGAGUCGGAUCUUCCGUCUUCGACUUCCUAAACGAAGCGCCACUAAUAUUAUUCAGAAAUGGAUCAAUGAGGGCAAUUCCGUUACUCUCCCAGAACUCCGUCAAAUUUCUCGAGACCUUCGUAAAUCUAAUCGUUACAAGCACGCUCUUGAGAUAACAGAAUGGAUGGUUUCUCAUAAUGAAUUCAAGUUAUCUGAUUCUGACUAUGCUGUUCGCCUUGAUUUGAUGACAAAAGUUUUCGGGGUUGAUGCCGCUGAAAGAUAUUUUGAAGGUCUUCCACAUGAUGCUAAAACAAAUGAAACAUACACAGCUCUCCUCCACUCCUUUGCAUGUGCUAAAUUAACUGAUAAAGCCGGGGAGCUUUUUCAGCGUAUGAUGGAGUCAGGUCUAUUCUUCCAUGCCAUUACCUACAACGAGAUGAUGACUUUGUACAUCUCUGUGGGUCAAAUGGAGAAGGUUUCUUCAGUUAUUGAAGAGCUGAAACGCCAUAAUGUGGCACCAGAUCUCUUUACUUAUAACCUUUGGAUAAGCUCUUGUGCUGCAACUCUCGACAUUGAUGGUGUCAGAAGCGUUCUUUCUGAGAUGAGCCAGGAUCCUCAGUCUGAUGAUGGUUGGGUGAGGUACCGAAACCUUGCUAACAUUUAUGUUACAACUGGCCAACUUUCCAGCUCUGGGGGUAGCUCUCUUGUAGAAGCUGAAAAGACUGUUACUCAGAGAGAAUGGAUUACCUAUGAUUUCCUCAUCUUACUUCAUGCUGGCUUUGGAAACAAGGAUAUGAUUGACCAGAUAUGGAAAUCCUUAAGAAUGACUAAGCAUAAAAUGAUUGGUCGCAAUUAUGUGCCCAUUUUGUCUUCAUAUUUGAUGCUAGGUCAUAUUGAAGAAGUAGAAGAAAUAAUAGAUCAAUGGAAGAACUCCACAACUUCAGUUUUUGACAGAUCCCUCUGUGAUAGAUUGGCGAAUGCUUUUGUAGAAGCUGGAUUUACGGAAACAGCUGAAACUUUUCGUUCCCUUUUGAAUGAGAAAGAUGAUGCUAUCAGUGAAUCGGAAUAGGCACAAGCAGCUACGGUGGGUGAAAAGUAGGCAGAUGAGUCUUGCUACUCAGGCGUGGUAUUUUUAAAGCCUGCCUGAUGACAGUUUUGAUAAACGCCAGCAGAUAAAUUUUUUUUUUUUUUUUUGGAAGAAUCUCCAUUCAAUGUAUUGUCACCGAUCAUGUACAACUCUUGUUUCGAUUUUCCAUCUUUGGUAAAUGAAACUGCUUAUCAUUAAUGGCUAGUAAUAAUGAGCUUAAAAUGUACGAGUAUGUGAUUUUAAAGAGAACGAGGAUCAUGCUUUGCUCUAUCAUAACGUUGUAUUGUGAUUUAUAUGUAAGAAAGUGUAUGGUCAUA
This is a messenger RNA of Chenopodium quinoa (quinoa), 1864 nucleotides long. Its product is annotated as pentatricopeptide repeat-containing protein At5g09450, mitochondrial-like. The record is from RefSeq and is a predicted model, not a curated record. The coding region runs from base 309 to 1529 and encodes 406 amino acids. Gene Ontology annotation, molecular function: protein binding. The transcript has 3 exons. Gene Ontology annotation, cellular component: mitochondrion. NCBI's taxonomy places the organism in Eukaryota, Viridiplantae, Streptophyta, Magnoliopsida, Caryophyllales, Amaranthaceae.